Messenger RNA from Drosophila grimshawi, 1154 nucleotides. RefSeq names its product putative serine/threonine-protein kinase STE20-like (gene Stlk). Gene Ontology annotation, biological process: protein phosphorylation. The coding region runs from base 41 to 1090 and encodes 349 amino acids. The record is from RefSeq and is a predicted model, not a curated record. Lineage: Eukaryota; Metazoa; Arthropoda; Insecta; Diptera; Drosophilidae. Gene Ontology annotation, molecular function: protein serine/threonine kinase activator activity; protein kinase activity; ATP binding. The transcript has a single exon.
CAAAAAAAAAUUAAAAUAAAAAAAAUUAGCAUUUAUAAGAAUGUGUAGCAACAGUUUAGCCGAUUAUCAAUUUACAAAGGUCUUAAAACAUGGCAGAUUCAGCUCGGUCUACAAGGCGAAUUGUGUUGGCAACAAUCACUCGAUUGUUAUCAAAAAGUUCCCGCUGGAACAUGGAAAUGAUGCCGAAUUGAAGAAACUCUUCGCAGAGAUUCAAUGUUGUCGUCAAUUCAAGCACCCAAAUAUCAAUAAAAUCCUUCAUUGUUUUACAGCCGAAUGUGAUAUGUUUGUCCUCUAUCCGUACAUGUGCUUUGGAGCGUGCCAAAUACUGCUGGAAAGUAUUUUCACAAAUGGAUUCCCCGAGGCGUUGAUCGCAUUACUUUUCAAAGAUGUUUUGUCCGCUUUGAUGUACAUUCACAUGAAUGACUUUGUUCAUGGAGCGGUGAAGGCUGGUCACAUCCUGUUGGAUAACCAGAAGGCAGUAUUAACGAAUUUCCAUGAGAGCCGCAGCUUUAUCAAACAUGGCGUAAAGAUACCAGUAUUACAUGGCGUUUCUCAGGAGAAAAACCUAAAUUGGGCUGCCCCUGAAGUGCUCGAUCAGAACAUCAAUGGGUAUACGGAAAAGUGUGAUAUCUACUCGGUGGGCAUAACUGCCUGCGAAAUGGCUAAUGGCAUUCAACCCUAUUUCGAGACGCAGCCCACACUCAUGUACACGGAGAAGAUUCGCGGAAAUGUGCCCUCUCUGCUCGAUAGAUCGACGUACACAAUGCUCCUCGAUGAUCAGGGUAAAAUGCCGUUUGAAAAUUCGAUGACGAGGAGAACCUAUGAGAUUUUUAGUCAACGCAUUCUUUCCGACGAUUUCCAUCAGUUUGUCGAAAUCUGUUUGAAUCGCAAUGCCGAGAAUCGCUGGAGUGCCAAGAAGCUAAUGACCCAUGCAUUUUUCAAGCAAUGCCGACACUCGACUAUCUCGGAUCACAUCAAGAAAUGUCGCUCCGAACUCGACAAUAAUUCCAUAAUAGACGAUGAAAGCAUGGGUCAGCUGGAUGACCGAGAUGUAAAUGAAUGCCGUGAAGAUGUUCAGUGGAAUUUCUAAUUAAACAUAAUUGUAAUGAUAUAGACACUUAAGUUAAAUCAAAUAAACAAAGGUUUUAAACAAA